Diaporthe batatas is the source of this 1677-nucleotide messenger RNA. RefSeq lists its product as uncharacterized. The record is from RefSeq and is a predicted model, not a curated record. Lineage: Eukaryota; Fungi; Ascomycota; Sordariomycetes; Diaporthales; Diaporthaceae. Gene Ontology annotation, molecular function: monooxygenase activity; heme binding; iron ion binding. The coding region runs from base 37 to 1518 and encodes 493 amino acids. The transcript has 4 exons.
GUGUAUUGCAGUCUCCGUACUUGGACGGAGCCCAGGAUGUCGAACUCUGCUUUUGUGGUGGUCUUGGGGGGCGCGGUUGCAUCAUAUGCUUUCUUCUGGGCACUUUUGCGCCUCACGCAGGACAGCAGGGAGCCUCCCGCUGUGCUCCAGACCUUACCAUUCCUUAGUCCCAUCUUCGGCAUGAUACGAUGGAGUAUGGAGUUUUAUCCGCACAUGAGAGAGUCAUACCUGAAUUUACCCAUCUACACGUUAAGAAUUCCUGGCGCCCGCCUCUACGUCAUCAACUCUUUGAAUCUCAUUCCUGUCGUGCAACGCCAAUGGCGCACACUCUUGUUUCCUCCUGUGUCGGUCAAGGCGGCGAAGGUCGCGAUGGGGGCCAGUGACUCCGCCAUUGCAAUUCUUGAACAGGAUAUGGUCACCGAUAGAGGUUUUGUUCCAGGAAUGGUGAAAGUUACGCAUCCCACCAUGAGCAAUGGUCCAGCUCUAGACGACCUCAACGCCAAGGCCUUUGCGGCCUUCGAUGAAGCCAUGGGCCAUUUCACAAACCCUGCUGGCACAACCGUCAGCAUGUUUCAGUGGAUUGGCUCUCAAAUUAUGCGCGCCACCACUGAUGCUGUUUACGGGCCUGGGAACCCGUUGCGCGACCCAGAGAACCUCGAAGCUUGGCAACAAGCUGUCGCCGGUCGUGAACAACUUGUCAGAAGCUUUGCUAAAUACUUCGCCGACGGUGGCUACAAAAAUGGGUCAGCCUACAUACAGAGGUUCACCCAGCACUGUAUCGACCAGCAGAUACCUGAAAGCGAUGUUCCGAGGUUUCUCCUGGGCACCCUGUUCAACAACGUGGCUAAUACCAUUCCCGCUGCGUUCUGGGUGAUUUAUCGCAUCUUCAGCGACAAGACCGUCAUGGAAGCAUGCCGUGCAGAAGUGAGCAACGCGGUGAAAGAGAGCAGCAACUCUUCUACCAUCGACCUUACUCUAGUUCUCAACUCAUGUCCGCUGCUUUUAUCUACGUACCAUGAGGUCUUCCGCUAUUACGGCCUGGCGAAUUCUGUCCGCAUAGUAUCAGAGGACCACAUGCUGGGUGGACAGUACCUGCUGAAGAAAGGAGGUCUCGUCAUGAUGUCCGCCCGUGCCCAACACAGCAACCCAGCCGAAUGGGGCGCCAACGUGAGGGAGUUCGACUACAAGCGUUUUGCAAAGACAGGCGAUUCCGAGAAGCGCAUCAACCCCGUUGCGUUCCGCGGUUUCGGAGGCGGUACAUCACUGUGUCCAGGCCGCCACUUCGCUACCAGCGAGAUAUUGCUGCUGGCAACUUUGCUACUUUUACGGUUCGAUGUGCAGCCGGCGGACGGUCAGUGGGUGCAUCCUUCGACUGCAAAGUCAUCUCAAGCGGAGGCCGUUGAGCAGCCUGACAAGGACAUCAACAUCAAGCUCAUUCCUCGAGUUGGCUUGAACCAGAAACCGUGGCAAAUUGUCUUUUCGGGUCGAAGGGACGCGGGGGCUCUGAUGCAGGAGUAGUUGACUGUCUGAGUGGGGCCUUGGUUUGUGAGGAGUACCUGGGUACUAUCUUGAACUUGGUCAAUACCCCUAUUUGCGUCGCCAUGUUGUGGUUAUUUGCGUUAGAGUUUGAGCUCACUGCGCAGUGGUCUCAUUGUGAAGUUGGUUUCUUUGGUCAUA